AUGGUCGGAUCCAUGACCUCAGCAGAAGCCGUCAUCGAUCCCAUCAGAUACCUGGAAUAUCAAUGCUUUAAACUAUCUCUUGCGGCUGCAGCAGGAACCAACUUCAAGUUAUUCAUCUCAUUUGAUAUGAGCUGGGGCUUAGAUGUCACAAAGCUCGCAGCUUUCUUGGCGCCAUAUGCAAUCCAGAGCACAUACUACAAGGUCAACAGUCAAGCGUUCGUUAGCACAUUCACUGGUGGCACGAUCUCCAACGCGCAAUGGGAUUCCGGGUUUAUUCAGCCUAUGUACUCGAUUUAUGGGAUCAAGCCAUUCUUUGUUCCCGACUUUGAUGACUUCUCCGGCUAUCCCAAAAGCGUUUUCAACUCCUAUCCUAUUCUCAACGGUGUCUUCAGCUGGGAGUCUGCAUGGCCAGCUCCUGGUAACACUCCCGCCAAUGUCAGCAGUCUGGUUGAUUCGGCUGCUUUGCAGCAGGCCCGUGCGGCUAGAAAGCUCUACAUGAUGCCAAUAUCGCCAUUACAAUUCAAGUACAUGGGCAGCGGCCAGAACUGGUACCGCGUUGGCGAGGUCAAUCUGCCCCAGCGCAUGGCCCAAGCUCUACAACUCCAACCCGACUUCUUGGAGAUAAUCACCUGGAAUGACGCCGGCGAAAGUCACUAUGUCGGCAACUUCUGGCAGGAUCAAAUCGCAGGCAGCAACAUCGGAGACUAUGCCAACGGAUAUGACCACAAGGGUUGGCUGCAGGUCAUUACGCCGUUUAUCAAAGCAUACAAGGCUGGCGCGACGAGUAUCUCUCAGAUUAUUCCGCCGGGCACUAGACCUGUUGGUGCAUUUUGGUACCGUCCUCUUCUGACUACUGCCAGCUGCUCUUCUUCGAUUGCUAACUACCAAUCGGCUCGUGAUGCGGUGAACUUUGCUAUUAUCUUGCCUUCUACUGGGUAUACCAUCAAGGUUUAUAGUAACAGCAAGUUGAUUGGUAGUUUUGUUGGUCAAAAGGGGUUGAAUUAUAAUAGUGUUUUGGGACUUGCUGUUGGUAGUGGGCAGAUGAUUCAGGUUGUUGAUGACUCCAAUAACGUUGCUGCGUCGGCGACUGGAACAAAGAGUGUUUUGGCGCAGAGUCUUAAUGCUACUUGCAACUGGAACUAUGAGGUUGUGGGACUCUCUUGA
Molecule: messenger RNA, 1164 nt
Organism: Penicillium concentricum
Lineage: Eukaryota; Fungi; Ascomycota; Eurotiomycetes; Eurotiales; Aspergillaceae
Product: glycoside hydrolase family 71 protein
Exons: 4
Coding region: 1-1164 (387 amino acids)
Molecular function (GO): glucan endo-1,3-alpha-glucosidase activity
Source: RefSeq, a predicted model, not a curated record